AUGCUCGACGCUGCGAUCCCCGGAGCGGAAGAUGCAUCGCCGACAUCAUAUCGAGGCUACCGCAUGCUCGCUGACGAAAUCCUGUCGGAGGAUCCUGUUCUCGGGCAACGCGUGCUGGACGGCAUGAUAUCAUGGGGCGGUUUGGACGUGAAGACCUACCCCGAUACGUUCUCGUCACUCACAGACUACAUGGUCUACCGAGUUGAGGACGUUGGAGCCGAUCUUAUCUUCCGCACAGCGGAGUUUGCGUGCGGGCUUCAACUGCCGCAGAGGGAGAUGGACGCCCUCAACGGCUUGCGUUCUCUGUGCGCAAGACACAUCCUCCUCACCAAUGACCUGUACUCGUAUGAGAAAGAAGCAGCCGCAGAGAAAAAGGGGGUGAAGCUCUUCAAUGCUGUGAGGGUUGUCCAGGAUCUGAUGGGGGUGUCGGCUUUGUCUGCGAAAGGCAUACUACGGAGCAUUAUCUGGGACGUUGAGCGACGCAUGAACGAGGAGUACGAGCAUCUGGUUGCGGAGAAGAGUUCUGAGUCACAACUGGUGCGUGCUCGGGCGCUGGUUGCGUGUGUGGCAGGCAACAUGUACUUUUCUGCAACCUGUGCCCGAUAUGCGCGUGUGGUUGAUGGGGCGAGAUUGGCAGCAUGA
This is a messenger RNA of Aspergillus terreus NIH2624, 642 nucleotides long. Its product is annotated as terpene synthase family protein. The transcript is spliced from 3 exons. Bases 1 to 642 code for a protein of 213 amino acids. The record is from RefSeq and is a predicted model, not a curated record. NCBI's taxonomy places the organism in Eukaryota, Fungi, Ascomycota, Eurotiomycetes, Eurotiales, Aspergillaceae.